AUGGGUCAGCUUGUUAGUCAAUGUUCUGGUCGUCAACGAAGAUUAAUAGCAGUGAACGAAGAACAACAACUAUGUGUUCAUGUCUCAGACGAACCCGUGCCGGAAAAUACAUUGUCUUUGGCAGAUUUACCAUUAGAAUUACUUCUGUAUCAUAUUCUUCCACAUGUGACAUACAUUGAUUUAUGCUCACUUUCACGAGUGAAUCAAACGUUCAAAUCAUUGAUUGACAAUAAUGAUAAAUUAUGGGAAAAUGCAAUGCGAACUGAAAUGUUAGAUGAAUUGCUACUGGAUCUCAACGAUGAGAAACAGUCGCUACGAGACACUACGCCUCUUUUUCGGAAUUCCAAAGACAAGUUUCAAUAUUUGCACGCACAACGUCGCAAACGUUCGUGGGUAACAGCUAGCAAAAUCUUCGGAUGUGGUUCGAGAUGUACGUUUUGUGAGACUUUAUUUUUUAAAUAUAUCACCAUUCGAUCGAAGAUCAAAACCAUGCGACCAUUGAAACGCAAUCACAGACUAUAUAUUUAUUUCUCGCACGGCGAGCUUGUAGAUAAUCUUCGUCAUAAUAUGUUGGAUGUUCAAAGUCAGUUACUUGUCGCGGGUCCCGUUGAAUACUUCUCUAUGUAUCCGAGUCAAACUCGAUGCUUGAAAUGUAAAUCAAAAUGUCAUUUUUCCGUUGAUUUACCACAACAACCACGUCCGUACAAUUGGUUCGUUAGUUACCUAUCAAAAAGAUCGCAUAGUGAACGAAUCGAUGUCCUGGAAGUUUACUGUCCCAGAUGUGAACGAUAUUCAUUAUGGAAGAGAAAAACCUACGGCGUAGGUGCCGUAUUCAAACCUCCUAAACUAUAUGGAAAGUAA
Adineta ricciae is the source of this 861-nucleotide messenger RNA. NCBI's taxonomy places the organism in Eukaryota, Metazoa, Rotifera, Eurotatoria, Adinetida, Adinetidae. The record is from the annotation of a GenBank genome assembly.